AUGUUGGGUAUUCCAUUCGUGAAUACCUACAUCAAGAACGUCAAGGUUCAGAUCGUCGCGGACUCCGUGGAUUGGCUGAAUUACUAUGUCAGUGCGUUGAUGUUGAUCUGUUGUUCAUUGGCGAUUUCGGCCAAACAAUAUUUCGGUUCGCCAAUUCAAUGCUGGGUUCCAAACGAAUUCAAAGGUGGCUGGGAGAAGUACGCUGAAGAUUAUUGUUUCAUCGCCAAUUCGUACUAUGUGCCGAUGGACGAUGAAAUUCCAAGCGAACUGGCGGGUAGACAAGAUCAAAUCACGUAUUAUAGGGUAGGUUUUGGGUUUUGUUAUCUAAAAUUUGAUAUAAAAUGCUAGAAAAUCUUUCGAAAAACAGAUAAAACCGCGUUUUACAGAAAAAAAGCUUUGUGCAGGCUGUGUAACAAAGUUAUACGACGAAAUGUGCUCACAAUAUUGAUUUUUUUCUACCCUUUUUUCUCGUUUUUCUAGCCUAUUUUUACCUUACCUUCCACAACUAUCAUUAUAAUCUAUUGAAAAAUUAAUUCCAAUCACAUUUCAGUGGGUACCCAUCGUUUUGGCACUUCAAUCCAUCUUGUUUUGGCUUCCAAAUUACCUAUGGAACAAUAUCCACAAGCAGACCGCGAUUCAUCCUCGCGCAUUGGUCGAUGAUGCUCGCCAAAUUAUGCUAAUGAAAGGGAAACCUCGUGAGAGUGAAAUUGAACAGUUAGCUCAAUAUAUUUCUGAAUCCUUGAGCGUUUUCCAUCCAACUCAACGAGGAGUAAGUUUAUAUUGAAGUAGAUGGUGUUUAUCUUAAUAUAACUUGAUGUAGAAGGGUUUAAAUGGCGUGGAAUUGACAGAAAAUAGCUAAAAGAUGUUGAGGAACGUUUUUAAUUUAUAAAAAUCUUAGUUUUGGCUGAAAUAACAACAAAAAAAAAUGUUAAAACAUCAGAUUUCUCAUGAAUAACAUAUUUUUUAGAAAGUUGCUCGUUCCGGCUUCAAUGCUACCGUUAUGUACCUGUUUAUGAAGUUAUUGUACACAGCAAAUGCUAUUGGUCAAUUGGUGCUAUUGAACCACUUUUUGGGCGGGAAUUACUUCUCAUGGGGCUUCGACACGAUGAGAGAUGUUAUCCAUGGUGAAGAGUGGAAGGAAUCUGAAGUUUUCCCUCGUGUUAUCAUGUGCGACUUUUCUGUAAGUUAAAGUAGAUAAUUGUGAAUGUGUCGAUGAAUUUUGGGUUUGAUCUCACUAUUAGUCUGGGAGUUAUGGAGUUUUUUCGAUGUUAACUUUGGUUGAUGGUGUGGUACUGGAAAAAUGGUUGGUUUUGGUGAAAUUUGGAGCAAAACUGGUUUGAAAAGUUUAAAAAUGGAUUGAAAAUUAAAUUUUGAUUGUUUUAGUUUACAUUUUACUUAUUUUAGGUACGAAAACUAGCCAAUAUUCAACGUCAUUCAGUCCAAUGUGUUAUCAUGAUGAAUAUGAUAAAUGAAAAGCUCUACUUCUUCCUCUACUGGUGGCUAUUGUUUGUCGCAGUUGUAACAGCAAUCAAUUUUGUCUACUACUUGUUCAUGCUUCUAGUACCAAGCUGUAGAGUACGUUUCGUUCGCUCCAACAUUAACCAGAACGACCUGGCCAAUAUGGGAUUGGGCCGAAGAGAUAUUGAGCGAUUUGUGGUCGAUUUUCUUCAUUGUGAUGGUGUUCUGGUGCUUCAUUUCAUUCGACGACACAUUGGAGGUAGAAUAACGUACGAUCUGAUGAAUCAGCUGGUGAGGAUCUUUUGGCAGGAACCUGAAGUUCAAACACCAUCGAAUUCGGAACGGUCGCAUGAGCCAUUGUUGAGAGGUAGUGCUUACAGAAGAAAUAUUGGUGAUUCACAGGGAUUUAAGGUAUGGUUUUGAUGGUUUUUUAAAUUUAAAAAAAAUUUUGUUACCUAAACUUUGAAAACUUGAAUUUUAUUAAUUUUUGUUACCUAAAAUACGAAAAAGUGCAUUUUUAAUAAUUUUUGUUACCUAAAAUUCAAAAAAAGGCUUUUGUUUUUAAUUUUUGUUACCUAAAUUUAGAAAAAUUGAAUUUAAAAAAAAAUUGUUACCUAAAAUUACAAAAAAAUCUUUAAUUUUUGCUUUUUGUUACCUAAACUUCAAAUUUCUCAAUUCCAGAACGACCUGUACAAUCCAGGACACAUGUACCCGAAUCCACGUGGCCUAAAGACGGCUCCAAAGGCAAAUGAAUCGUUGGACUUUGUUGAUGAUAGUACCUUGCCAUUGAGAGAUCUCACCAAUCGAACUCCAGUCAGAUCACCGAAUCAAAAUCAAUAUUCAGCUAGUCCUGAUCCGAACAAGAGCACUAUGAGUGUGGUUUGA
Molecule: messenger RNA, 2343 nt
Organism: Bursaphelenchus okinawaensis
Lineage: Eukaryota; Metazoa; Nematoda; Chromadorea; Rhabditida; Aphelenchoididae
Source: the annotation of a GenBank genome assembly